AUGAGCGAAUUCAAUCCACUUAAAAAAAGAUCUGGAAGUGUUUAAUGUAUUGAACCUGAUCUUUUAUUUAAUCUCAAUCUUCAUAAUAGAAGAAAAAGCUGUACAUGUACACUAUGUGGAAAAGAUAGCGAAUUUUAAAUAAGAUUUCAUGAUGUGUAGAUUUUAGAGUUUUCAUAGACAUCUAAUGAAUUAGAUUCAUAAUAAGAAACUAAAAAACUUGAAUAACUAGAUUACAGACUAAAAACUUUAUAAGAAGAUUUUGAGAAAUUUGAAUUAGUGUCCAAAAAAAGAAGAAAAAGUUGUUAUUGUUCUGAUUGUGGUAGUUUAACAUAGUAUGAAUUGAGAAAUUAAAAUAUUCCACUUUUAAAACUAGCCUCUAUAAAUAAAUGUAAAAAUCAAAGAAAAGUCCAUUUAUUAGUAUCGAACAUUAACAUGUGUAAUAAUUAUUUUAUAAUUUAGAGUCUAAAAGUCAAUUUUUUAGAAAUUAUAAAUAAUAUAAUCAUGCAUUAAUGUAUUAAUUAUCUCAUUAAACAUCUAAAACAACAACUAGAUUGCUUAAAUAAUCAAAACUAAAAUUAUCUAAUUUGGAAUCAAAACUUUCUUUGACUCCAAAGUUGAUAAAUUCUCCUAUGAGUGAUUAAUCAUCACCAUAAUAGCAUAAGAUCAUUUCAUUUGAUUAUCCUAUGAAUGGUGCUUAUUUAAAUCCUUAUUUGGGAUCUCCUAGAAAGUUUUUAUCCCCUCCUCGAAAUUUUAUUCCAAAAUUGCCUCCAAUAAAUAAUAAAACUAAAGAUUAAUAAUUACAUUUUAGAAAAUCUUUAAUACGUAAACAGGAUUGA
Messenger RNA from Paramecium sonneborni, 836 nucleotides. The record is from the annotation of a GenBank genome assembly. Lineage: Eukaryota; Ciliophora; Oligohymenophorea; Peniculida; Parameciidae.